AUGACAUUCCUCCUGAUUUUAGUUUCUAGUUGCUUCUUUUGCCUUAGUAAAGCUAUAGAUUGUGGUGGAAAGAGUAUUUCAGAUACCAUAAUUGUUGAUCCACAUGGCAAAGAUGAAGCAUUUACAACAAUUCAAGAUGCCAUUAAUUCUGUGAAGAGCCAGAAUGAUCAAUGGAUCAAGAUUCACAUAAAAGCAGGGUCAUAUACAGAAAAGCCUCAAAUUCCCAGACAAAAACCAUGCAUCAUAUUAGAAGGAGAAGGUAGCCAAAAUACAAUCAUAAGUUUUUCAGACCACGGCGGAAUAAACAGUGGUGGAACAAGCGAUAGUGCUACAUUCACCUCAUACCCACCCAAUGUGAUUGUGACUGGUAUUACUUUCAAGAACCCAUUUGGUUAUUCACCAGCAGUGGCAGCAAGGAUAUAUGGAGACAAAUCUUUCUUCUAUAACUGUAGUUUCGUGGGUUAUCAAGACACUUUACUUAACGCAAAGGGACGUCAUUAUAUUAAAGAUUGUUACAUUGAAGGUGAAGUAGACUUUAUUUUUGGUGCUGCACAAUCUUAUUACGAGAACUGUUCGAUCAAUGCUGUGGCGAGAAAUCCAAAUAUACCCGGCUUUGUGACAGCUCAAGGACGAAACUCAUCAGAUGACCCAGGUGGUUUUGUGUUUGAAGGCGGUUCAAUUAAUGGAAAUGGCAAAGUGAAUUUAGGAAGAGCAUGGAGACCAUACUCCAGAGUCAUUUUUCAUAAAACCUAUUUUUCCUCCAUUAUAACUCCUCAAGGAUGGGAUGCUUGGAAUGCUGCUGGCAAUGAGAGCACGAUCACUUAUGUUGAAGUUGAUUGUGAAGGAGCAGGAGCUGAUACUUCAAAACGUGUUCCAUGGAUGAAGAAAUUAAAUUCUUCAGAGAUGGAACAAUUUUCUUUUGCAUCUUUUAUCAAUGAAGAUGGAUGGGUUGAUAACUUACCAACAAUCUCUUAG
Molecule: messenger RNA, 975 nt
Organism: Sphenostylis stenocarpa
Lineage: Eukaryota; Viridiplantae; Streptophyta; Magnoliopsida; Fabales; Fabaceae
Source: the annotation of a GenBank genome assembly